Messenger RNA from Misgurnus anguillicaudatus (oriental weatherfish), 1399 nucleotides. The record is from RefSeq and is a predicted model, not a curated record. Lineage: Eukaryota; Metazoa; Chordata; Actinopteri; Cypriniformes; Cobitidae.
AACAGAAAUCGAGACUCAUCAAACCAGGUGACAUUUUUCCAGUCUUCAACUGUCCAAUUUUGUAAUAAAAAAACACCGAAACAUUGCUUAACCAUCCCUACCCUGAGCAAAGAUGGAUCUGCACAUCACCAUUGUACUUCUGCUCAUUUUCAUCACUGGAGGACUCUCACGCAGAUGUUAUGUGUGCGAGCCUGAAGAUAAAUCAGAUGCCUGUGAAGAGAAACAGGUGACAUGUUCUGAUGGAUUUGACAAAUGUUUCAGUUCAACAAGUUUUUAUAACACUAUGAAUGUCAAAAUAAAAAGCUGUGAGGAAGAUUGUGAAACGAGGACCAUAGUACUACGUGGAGGGGUUGUUUCUUCUACAUGCUGUGGCACUGACCUCUGUAACGGCACAGAUGGACUCUAUAAGGGAAGUUUCAUCCUCCUCCUGUCUCCGCUCUUCUUCCUCAUCUUGUUUCACUGAAAUCAACUGAAAUCAACUUAAGAUCACAAACAACAACUGCAACAACAGAAUGUAACACAAUUUACAAAUGUACUUUAUUAUAUAUAAGGCUUGCUUCUUGCAGAUGUAUGUAUUUUAUCACAUCAAAAUGCUGUAUCGAUUAAUCAUUAAAAUGCACUUUUAUUAUGUUAUCUUUGUUAGAAUAACUAUUCAGAGAUUUUAAAUGCUUAGAAAUCUUAGUUGGAAAGAUUUAAUGUUUAAAUUGCGUGUUAAUAUACCCACACAACACUCUAAAAAUGUCUGGGUUAUUUUUUACCCAUAAUGGGUAAAUAUUGGACAGAACACACCGCUGCGUUAAAAUUGACCCAACAUUGAUGCUGUAUUAUACAAUUGCAACACAUGUUAUAAAGUGAACAGCUUGACUGUGUGUCUGUGUGUUACUAACAUGUAAUAAUAAUAGAGCUCGUGAUUUUCUUAAAUAUAUAAUGUUUCAAAAACGUUUUUUGAGAUUGCAAACUUUCCAGCCUGAUCUCACAAGAAUUCGUACAUAUUUUAAUUCGUAUGAAGCUGAUUGUGCAAAAGCAUACGAUUAUCAUAAAAAAACAAUAACGAAACCCUGCCCCUAACCCCAUCGUCACAGGGGUCAAGGCAAAUCAUUAAAAAAUUACGAAUGUGGUCUUACAAAUUAAUAUGAAUUAGCCACCUUUUAAAAUAUGUACGAAUUGCCAUGAGAUAGCAUUGAAACUUUCUUUUUUUUUGUAAUUCAGUGUUUAUUGGUUUUAACAAAGCGAAAUUUCGUAGAAAGUAGAAAUAGAAAAUAUUAGACCAUUAUUAUCCCUAUUCCCUCCCCCCUUCCCUCACCCGUCCCAUUGCUCUCAGGACUUGAAAGACACAAUAUAGGAUAUAAACAACAAAGAUCUGUAAGUACAUAUUUAUACAUAAAAUGGAAUUUAAAAU